GCAAAAUAAUCACACGAGCGUUUGAAAGAUAGGGAAAAAUCACUAUCAGUGAAUCGCAGUGUAAUGACAAAGACAACACAUGUCCAAGAUGAGUUUGGCAAGGACAACAUUUUCCUCACAACCAUUUUUAGUUUUAAGCAAAGCAGUUUACCCUGGUCAUGUACAAAGUUGCAACAGAAAAGUUUUAACGAACAUCUUUAAACGAAGAAUUAAGGAGGAGGAGCCAAAACCUAUGGCAGAAAUUGAACCAGAGAGAGCUCCUGUAAAGUUUAGCAAUUACACAGAGAAUAACUUGAAAAAAAGAACAUCAAUUCAAACAAGAAGGGCUUAUUUGCCACCAGAAGAUGUGGAGGGUAAAGUACAUCGCAUUGUGAAAGAAGUUUAUGGAAAGACGGCAGAUGUGCAGAACAUAGACUUGGAUGAAGACAGACGCAAGAAAUUUACAGUUCUUACAAAGAUGAUGAAGGAGUUUGACCACUUUAUUCCCAAUACAGAGCUACACGAUAUGAAAACCAUUGAUCAGGCUGUGAAUUUCUUCCUAACAGAAGUGAGAGACACAACUUGCCUAGAGGACCUCACAAAACUAGAUUUACCCAAAAAUCUUCACAUGAACACAGAGUACCUCCGCUACGAUCGUGAAAAUAAUCCAUUGUGGCCAGGGAAAGAUGCGUUUCCAGGACAACAAACCAGAGCCUGCAGUGCAAAGUUUGCGCGAAAGUAUAAUGUGGUGGACAAAUCAAAGGACAAAUAUAUAUUCAAUUUGAACAGAAAGACAUUCUUUGAGGAACAGACUGAGUUAGCUGAAAUUAUUAAGAAAGAAAUAUAUAAAAAAUAAAGAAUUUUCUGUCAUGAUU
Magallana angulata is the source of this 854-nucleotide messenger RNA. Its product is annotated as 39S ribosomal protein L50, mitochondrial-like. The record is from RefSeq and is a predicted model, not a curated record. Gene Ontology annotation, cellular component: mitochondrial large ribosomal subunit; mitochondrion. The coding region runs from base 80 to 835 and encodes 251 amino acids. The transcript has 4 exons. NCBI's taxonomy places the organism in Eukaryota, Metazoa, Mollusca, Bivalvia, Ostreida, Ostreidae.